UCGCUUCCGCCUCUUCCCAGCAGUUACGCACCAUUUUCUGCGCAACAGGAGACUCGGAGGGGAACCGAGGAACCGAGGCGCACGGUCUGUGCGCUCUUCUGGACAGCAGAGGACGGAACAACACAUUUAAAACAACCCGACGAAAACAAUAACAACAACAAACAUGAGUAUGUACGGCUCCCAAUCCAAACUGCCCAACAUGGGCCUCAGGAGCAACUCGAGACCGGAUUUGGCGAGUCCCAGUUUUCGAAGCGAAGUGUUCCUCGGUGGAAACGGCGUCCAGGGGGAUUACCAGCAAGGGGACGGCGGAUACACCUACCACACCACCUUCUCCAGGAGCUCCGCGCACGGCGGUGGGCUCCAGGGACCGAAGGUGGCCGUCAGCUCAGGGGGGGCAAUGAGCGUGCACGGCAUUCAGCAGAAGUCUUCAUACCUGACCGGCGUUUGUCAAGAUUAUCUAUCGAGAGCGCAGAUGAUGCUGCAGAAUGGGCAUCCGGCCGUGGAGGUGGAGAAGCAGCUGAUGAUGUCGGCAGAAACCCUGGACCAGCUGAUGCUCUGCGGCCGGGAGCUGCAGCAGCUGCGUAUCCCCAACAACGUCUUCAGAAGUGUGGAGCAGUUCCAGAACAUGCAUGGUGCCAUCCAACAGCAGCUUGCCGGGGGUAUGACCAUUAGACGCAACCGGGGCAGCCAAGGCUCGCUGGACGGGGGGAGGGCCUUCAACGAUGCCAUAGGCUGGAUCAGCCAGCAGAAGCGAAUGAUUGAGACGGCACCCUGGGGGGACGACUCUGCCACCAUCGAGAAGCAAAUCCAAAAUCACAACAAAGUUCACAGCUCCAUCCAAAGGAGUCAGGAAGUAGACAGAGCCAGAGAUGAACUGAGGGGCGACAAGUACAACCUCUCCGUCCUGGAACAAGAAUGGGAAAGCUUGCAGAAAAUGUCCCACGCCCGCCUGAGUCAGCUGCGAGAGCUUCAGAGCAUCAUUGAGGAUAUCUCCCGAGCCAUCAUGUGGGUGAACGAGAGAGAAGAGGAGGAGCUCAUGUUUGACUGGGGGGACAAAAACAUCGACCAGUACAUCCCCAAGAAGCAAGAGAGCUACUCGAGGCUGAUGAGGGACCUGGAGGUGAAGGAGAAGGAUCUGAACAAGCUGAAGGUGAAAGCAGAUGGACUCCUGAGUAACAACCAUCCAGCCGUAGACAAGAUUGAAGCCUACAUGGACACCUUACAGACCCAGUGGAGCUGGCUGCUGCAGAUCACCAAGUGCAUCCAUAUUCAUCUGAAGGAGAAUGCCGCCUACAGCCAAUUUUUCAAGGAGGCCAACGAGACCUACAUGAAGCUCCAGAAGGAGAACGAGACGAUCCGCAGCAAGUUCGGCUGCGAUAAGAACACCCCAAUGGAGAGCCUCACGGAACUCCUGAAAAACCUGGAGAUAGAGAGGGAGCGCAUUAUGGAAAACAAGAGGCAGGUCCACAGUCUGGUCAGCAAGUCCAGGUCCAUCGUCAGGCUGAGACCUCGCAACCCAGAGGACAAGAGCCCCGGCCCCGUCAUCAUCAAGGCUAUAUGUGACUUUAAACAAGACCAGAAAGGGAUUUUGAAAGGGAACGAGGGCAUCCUGAAGGACAACUCUCAGCGCAGCAAGUGGCUGGUGACAGGACCUGGAGGUCUGGACAUGUUGAUCCCCUCCGUGUGUCUGCUCAUUCCUCCACCAAACCCGCUGAGCAUCGGCCUCGCCAGCAAGACUGAGCAGUACUAUGAGGCCAUCAUGGGCAUCUGGAAUCAGCUUUACAUCAACAUCAAGAGUCUCAUCUCAUGGCAGUUUUGCCUCAAAGACAUCAACUACAUCAACUCACUCAAUGUCACGAUGUUGUCUAAGAUGCGCCCUGACGAGUACCGCACCAUGAUCAAAAGACUGGAGAAUCACUACCAAGAGUUCAUCCGUACCAGCGAAUCUUCUGAGCUGUUCGGGGAGGAGGACAAGAUAGACAUCCAGAACAACUUUGAUAAAGCCAAUAAUUACUAUGACACUCUGAUUGUCCAGCUGCCUGCGCACAGGGAAGAUGCGACUAAGCCUGAGUCACCAAAACCGACUCCAGCACCCAUCAUCCCCAAGACCACGGUCCCCAAGGUGACCACGCAGCCUCCCCCGGCCAGCUCCACCAUCAACAUCACCCUGCUCAGCAGUCUGCAAGAAGUCCGACGCAGGCUGGAGCUGGCCGAGUACGGCCUCACCAGUCACCUCCAUGUUCCCCUGGGAGAGAACAGUGUGCACGAGUGCUCCGUGCACAUCCAGAACCUGCAGUCUGUGCACGGAGAUUUGGACUCUAUCCACGACGAGUACCUGCGCCUGAGAGAGCUGAUCAUAAAGCAGCUGGAGAGGAUACCAGGGGAUUCAGAGCAAGCCAAGUUCCUCCGCUCAGAAUUAGAAAUUAUCAACCAAAAACUGGGAGGCCUGCAGGGUCUCUACGCAGCCUACAUUCAAAGACUAUCGGCUCUUCAGACCCUGCUCCAGAAUCUUCUCGAGGCCGAGGAUAUCAUUAAAGUCCACGAGGCCCGGCUGACAGAGAAGGAAACCACCUCCCUGGACCAGCGGGAGCUGGAAAACUAUCGGAGCACUCUUAAGCACAUGAAGAGUGAUCUGGAUCAGAAAAGAGAUCGGUUGACAGCUAUGGAUUCUGCUCUGGCCAAAGCAUUGCAAUUCAAUGGUCAAAUCUCUGGGUCCUUCCACAAGUGCGACGUGGAUUUGUCCAAAUACUCGGACCUGGUGGGUCAGAUGUCCGACCGCUGGCAUCGCAUCCAAACCCAGAUUGAUAGCAGAAUGUGGGACCUGGAGAAGCAUGAGAAGCAGCUGAACCAUUAUCAACAGAGCAGCACUUCCGUGGAACAGUGGAUAGACAAUGCCAGGAAGCGCCAGGACACGCUUCAGAUGGUGAAGCUCAAUGACAUCCAGACCCUGAUGGAGCACCUCAACCAACAGAAGGCACUUCACAUUGAAAUUAAAGGAAAGAAGGAGAAAGUAGACGACAUGCACAAGAAUGCAGAUACCUGUGCUACGUCCAUAAAGGACUAUGAGCUGCAGCUGGCCUCCUACAGUUCAGGCCUGGAAACUCUGCUGAAUAUUCCUAUCAAGAGAGCAAUGCUGCAGUCGCCAGCCACUGUGGUCAGACAGGAGGCGUCUGACAUCCAGUCCCACUACGUAGAGCUUCUUACCCGCUCUGGGGACUACUACAAGUUCCUCGGGGAGCUUCUGAAAAACAUGGAAGAGCUGAAGAUAAGGAACACCAAGAUUGAGAUGCUGGAGGAGGAACUGAGGCGUCUGAAGGAUGACCUCCAGGAUAAUAAUCAGAAAAACAAGUCUCUGGAAGAUGCUUUGGCCCGCUACAAGCUGGAGCUGACUCAGUCAAAACAUGAGCUCAUUUCUAUGGAGGAAGUGAAGAGAACCACGGCAAUCCAAGUCAAUGUUACCAAGGAGAACCUGGACAGCACUCAGAGCCAGCUUCAAGAUCUCAGUGACCAGCUGACCCGCAUUAAAUACCAGCUGGAUGAAGAGAAUAGGAAGAGGAGACUGGCAGAGGAGCGCUAUACCAGCCAGCAAGAAGAGUAUGAGGCGUCCGUUCGCCGCAGACAGAAGGAACUGGAAGAGCUCAACUGGACCAAGAUUGACUUAGAGAAAAGUGUGAAGGACAGAGAACGUGAACUGGAGAGAAUGAAGUUACUGCUAGAGGAAGAGGCGACCCGUCGACGUAAUGCGGAAUCAGAUAUCUCAAAGGUAAGAACACAGUGCACCCAAGAGAUUACUCAACUUAAGCAGACAUAUGAGACACAGAUCCACGUUACCAAGACCACAAUCCUGAAAGCCUCACAGCAGAAAGAAGAGGACUCUGCCGAGCUGAGGCUGCAAGUUGACAGACUCACUGUGGAGAAGAGAGAUUUAGAGGAGGAGCUGAGGAGACUCAGGAUGUCCAUUGCUCACACAGAGGAGCAGAAAAGCAGAGCAGAGCAGGAGUCAAGCCAGCAGAGGGCCUCAGCAGCACAGGAGACGCGGAUGCGCAGUGAGCUAGAGGUGCAGCUGAGAAGUUUCAAGCAGCAGAAAGGAGAGGAUGAGAUCAAAUUAAAAGAUGCCAUUAAAAGCAACCAGGAGAAGUCCAGGCAGAUCAGCGUGCUCACAUUUAAUGUGGAGGAGGAGGGGAAGAAGAGGAGAGCUCUGGAGUUGGAACUCAAUCAUCUGAAACAGGCUGAGGCAGAGCUGAAAGCAAAGAACACCUCCUAUCUGGAGUCAAUCAACAAGCUCAAAGUUACUGAGCAAGAGAUCCACAUCACCAGAGUGGAGCUGGACAAACAAACCAGUGAGAAGACCAAAGCUGAGCAGAGUUCUGCCAGGCUGCAGAGCCGAAUCCGUGACCUUCAGGUCUCGCUGGAUGGGAUGGAGGACGAGUUGGAGAAACAGAAGAAGGCAACCCAAGAGGAGUUCACACGUAGGAAGAGAAUGGAGGCUGAACUGGAGAGGAUUACACAAACCUGCAGAGAGCACACCACCACGAUUACCACACUGAAAUCUGUCCAGCUAGAGGUUUCCACCUCCGGAAGGAAGUAUGAGCAGGACCUAAGAGCCCUCCAGGAGGCUCUGGAAAAAAGCCUGAGGGAGCAUAAAGUCACCAAGGAGGAACUGGCAGCUGUUAAAGUUGAGCUGAAGACACUGAAACAGAAGCUCCUGCAGGAACAGAGCCGGAUUCACGAGCUCAACCUGCGCAACGAGAGCCUUUACAAGACCAUCGAGGAGAAGAGCCGCCAGCUUAACGAAAACACUACAGAGAUUGAAAAGCUGAAGACUCUGACGCAGAACCUGACGAAGGAGAGGCUGAGGUUGGAGGAGGAGCUGAGGGCAGUUAGACAGGAGAGAGAUGAGCUGAAGCUCAGCAAAGACGCUGUUGAUGGAGAAAGUGCCACUCAGAUCUCAGCCUUGCAUGUCCAGCUUCAGAGUAGCACCAAGAGGACAGCGGAGCUCCAGACUCACAUCAACGACCUGACCAGGGAGAGAGAAAAGCUCAAAAUGGAAAUAGACAAAAUCCAAAAGCAAUCGAUUGAGACAUCCAUCCUGGUGCAUACGUCCCAGAGCCAAUAUAGUGAGCUGCUGUCGGAGAAGGACAGUUUGCUUUGCAAGCUGAAACUGCUGGAGCAGGACAAGACUCGUCACCAGCGCAUAGAAGAGGAGCUGACCCGCAUCAAGAUCACACUUGAGACGGAGGUCCGUAGCAAACAGCGUGUGCAGGAUGAGAAGAAUUCUCUCCUCAAGGAGUUUAACUGUAUGAAGAGCCAGUAUGAAUUGAGAGAAGGCCAGAUCAGGCAGUGCGAAUCAGACAGAGACAAGGCGGAUCGUGAGAGGUUAUCCCUGAAAAAUGAGAUCGAGAGGCUCAUGAGGGAGCUGAAGAUUAUUGAGGAGAAGUACAAGAGCAGGCUGAUGAUGUCUGAAAAGGAGUUGUCAGAACUUACUCUCAAAAGAGAGGCCCUGGAGAGAGAGAUAAAGAGGCUGCAGCAGAGACCUAGCAUUCUGAACCAGCAGACCCAGACAGAUGAGAAAGUCCCAACAAUUGAUCCAUCCAAGCUGGUUUUUGAUGGGGUGCGUAGAAAAGUCACUGCCCACCAACUUUGCGACUGUGGUAUAAUCUGCAAAACCACUUUAGACCAGCUCUUAAAGGGAAAGAAGACAGUGGAUGAGGUUGCUUUGGACAUCCAGCUUAAUCUAAAGGGUUCAGGUGUUAUUGCUGGCAUGACAACAGGUGCUCAAGGAAAAAUGCCAUUCACUGCAGCCAAAAACAAAAACCUCCUCAGCCCAGAGAGCGCUCUCAUGCUUCUAGAAGCUCAAGCAGCAACAGGCCACAUAAUAGACCCGGCAUUUAAUGAAAAGAUGCCUGUGGAUGCAGCCUGCUCCAGAGGAAUUGUGGACACAGAAGACAGAGACAUCCUGGUGACAGCUGAAGCUGCAAGCACAGGCUUUAAAGAUCCAUACAGUGGCAAAGUGUUAUCUGUGGGUCAGGCUUGCAAACAAGGCCGCAUAGACAAAGACACAGCCAUCCGCUUGCUGCAGGCACAGGAGUCUGUGGGAGGCAUAUUGGAUCCUGUUCUGAGUGUGUUCCUUCCAAAAGAUUCGGCCUUGGAUCGCAAUCUUAUCGACGAAGACCUCUAUAGGGCUUUGAACAAAAAACCUAAAAGCUACCUGGACCCUGCGACGGGAGAGAAGAUCAGUUAUAAUGACCUUAGGAAGAAAUGUACAGUCGAACCUGUUAACGGCCUGCUUCUGCUCCGUGGUCCAGAAAAGUGCAUGACAGUAAAGGGUCUCCGUGGUGAAGUUCCCAUUUCAGAGUUAAUCAAUUCUGAGCUUCUGGAUGAAACUGACUUGGUGAAGAUCAACCAGGGCAAACUGACCUGCAAAGAUAUUGAAGACAAGCUGAAGUCCUAUCUGUAUGGCUCUACCUGUAUUGCAGGUAUCUAUGAUGAGGCCAAUGAGCGAAUCAUGCCUAUUUAUCAAGCUAUGAAGGAAGGUCUGCUCAUGAGGGGAACCACCCUGGAGCUUCUUGAGGCACAAGCUGCUUCUGGGUUCAUUGUUGAUCCAGUCAACAAUGUUUUCCUGCCAGUAGAGGAAGCUGCAAAGAGAGCUCUGAUAGGGAAAGAGUUUAAGAAUAAGCUUUUGUCUGCAGAGAAAGCAGUUAUUGGAUACAAAGACCCACACACAGGAAAGACAAUCUCCCUCUUCCAGGCUAUUGAAAAAGAUCUUAUUGAGAAAGGUCAUGGAAUCCGUCUCCUUGAAGCUCAAAUAGCUAGUGGCGGGAUUAUUGACCCAAAAGAGAGCCAUCGCAUUGAUGUUAGUGUUGCCUAUAAAAGGGGGUAUUUUGAUGAGGAGAUGAAUGAGAUCCUUACUUAUGAAGGAGAUGACACCAAAGGGUUCUUUGACCCUAAUACCAAGGAAAAUCUUACAUAUCUGCAGUUGAAAGACAGGUGCAUCACAGAUCCCAAAACAGGUCUAAUACUCCUGCCACUCAAAGACAAGAGGAAGCCGCAGAAGUCUCAGGAAAGCCGCACCAACGUCCUCCGCAAGAGGCGGGUUGUGAUCGUUGACCCAGACACAGGACUGGAGAUGUCAGUGAGGGAGGCCUAUCACCGCGAGCUGAUUGACUAUGACACCUUCCUGGACCUGUCAGAGCAGGAAUGUGAGUGGGAGGAAAUAACCAUCCAGGGGUCCGAUGGCGCGUCACGAUUGGUGAUAGUGGAUAGGAAAACAGGAACCCAGUACGACAUCAAGGACUGUAUGGAGCGUGGUAUCAUUGGCCAGAAAACUGUGGAUCAGUAUCGAGCUGGAACGCUAACCUUGACCCAGCUUGCUGACCAAAUUAUCAGCAACACCAGUAGCUCUGACAUGACUAUUUCAUCCAGCAAUGCCGAUGAUAUGUUCACCUGCAGCAACCCCGCCCAGGCCGCACCGUCCUCUCCAACUGUCCGUAAACGCUUCAACAGUAUUUCUAUUACUGUCUCACCCCCGGAGAUGUAUGAUGACCAGAGCCCUGUUGCAGCCAUAUUUGACACAGAGACCCUGGAGAAGAUAACUAUUUCUGAAGCGCUUCGAAGAGGCAUAGUUGACACUAUUACAGGACAAAGGCUGCUCGAGGCCCAGGCAUGCACAGGUGGGAUUAUCAACCCUGCCACUGGCGAGAGACUGUCGCUGCAGGAUGCUGUCCACCAGAGCAUCAUUGAUGACAGCAUGGCUGCUAAGCUGAAACCUGCCCAGAAAGCCUUUGUUGGUUUUGAAGAUUUAAAAACUAAAAGGAGGAUGUCCGCAGCAGAAGCAGUAAAGGAGACAUGGCUGCCUUAUGAGGCAGGUCAGAGAUUUUUGGAGUUUCAGUAUCUGACAGGAGGCCUGAUUGACCCUGGCACUGGUGUUCGUCUGAGCAUCGAAGAGGCUAUCCGCAAGGGGUGGCUUGACGGUAAAGGGGCGAUGAAGCUUCAGGAUUCACAGAGCAAUCAGAAGUACCUGACCUGUCCCAAGACGAAACUGAAGAUCUCCUACAAGGAAGCUAUGGAUGGCUGCAUGGUGGAGGAAAGCAAUGGCAUGAAGAUGCUGCAGGCCUCCUCAAUGUCCUCGAAGGGAAUCAGCAGCCCUUACAAUGUGUCUAACCCAGGAUCACGCUCUGGCUCCAGGUCUGGUUCCCUUGCUGGCUCCAGGAAUGGAUCUCGUAGAGGGAGUGUGGAUCAUUCCUCUUCUUACAGCUUCAGCUUCUCUUCAAGCAGCACCUCUUAAUGCACUGCACGGUAAAAAAGUGAAACUAGGAUAGGCUUAUUAAUAGCGGUUCCUAUGCAAUUUAAAGUAUGCAAAGUAAUGUUUGCUUUUUCUAAAAAAGUUAUAUUCUGCCACUUAUUCGAUGUUGGGAGAUUUGUUUAAAUACUGAAACAAAUUCAUUAUAUUAUUAUGGAUUUUUUUUGUAGUGUUUUGGUGAUUAGAUGUGUGAGUAUUAAGGAUAGGGUAUAAUUCAUGAUUUUAUUGUAUUGCAUACUUUUUAAAUGAACAUAUUUGUCAUAACAACAUUUAACAUGGCUUUUUUAGAGAAUCUAACAGUGUGUUGUUUCAAAAUAUGCCGGUUGACCUCAAAAUCGGCUUGCUACCCAAAUUAAAGUAGUUGUUUCUCUUGCUUAGUUUAUUUCAGCUUGACUCAUGUACUGUAUGUUUCCGUCUUUUUUUUUAAACAAAUGUUGUUAAUUGCAAAUGCUGACUUUUGGCUUAAAAUUCUGGAAUGUAUUGACAACUAUUCUUUGCCAAAAAAAUGUUAUUCACAUUAUUAACAAACAAUAAAUAAAAGUUGUAACAAUUCA
Platichthys flesus (European flounder) is the source of this 8853-nucleotide messenger RNA. Its product is annotated as desmoplakin-A-like. The record is from RefSeq and is a predicted model, not a curated record. The transcript is spliced from 24 exons. Gene Ontology annotation, molecular function: structural molecule activity. Gene Ontology annotation, cellular component: intercalated disc; cytoskeleton; plasma membrane. Gene Ontology annotation, biological process: skin development; intermediate filament cytoskeleton organization; wound healing. The coding region runs from base 164 to 8284 and encodes 2706 amino acids. Lineage: Eukaryota; Metazoa; Chordata; Actinopteri; Pleuronectiformes; Pleuronectidae.